Messenger RNA from Emiliania huxleyi CCMP1516, 828 nucleotides. RefSeq lists its product as hypothetical. Lineage: Eukaryota; Haptophyta; Isochrysidales; Noelaerhabdaceae. The coding region runs from base 1 to 828 and encodes 275 amino acids. The record is from RefSeq and is a predicted model, not a curated record. The transcript is spliced from 3 exons.
AUGGCCACCGUGCAGCGCCACCCGCGCAGCGCGGCGCGGCGGCGGCUGCUCGUCGCCUUUAUCGCCGCGCGGGUGAUUGCAUCACUCCGCAGGCUCGUGGUCCGCAACAGCGCCCUGCGUCGGCAGCUAUCGGGCGUGCUAUUCAAGCGCUCGGCGCGCUUUCCAAUCUUCUACCCCCCGUGCGACUGCAAGCUCGAGGCGCGGGCCUUCAUCGUCGGCGGAGUGGCGCUUCCGCUCCACUCGAUCCGAGGGAUCACGGUGUCGGACGAGGCGCGGCACGAGUUUGAGCUGCACACGACGGGGCCAACGUACGAGCUGCGCGUGCCCAACGGGUCGCGCGACUUCGAGUCCUGGGUCGUCGGCCUCCGCGCCGUGAUCGCCGAGAAGAGGAGAGGCCUCGCGCUGGCGGGCGGCAACCGGCGAGCCGGCCGCGCGGGCAGCGCCGCGCCGCCGCCGGCGACGUCGGACGCCGACGUGGAGGAAGGGUGGGGGUGGCGCGCCCCCGAGUCGGGCCUGGCGCCUCAGCAGCUAGGGCGCCGAAACCGGGGGUCGCCGCCCAGGGGAGGGCCCGCGCCCGCGUCUCGCGUGCCCGCGCCCUCCGCAUCCGCGCCGCCGCCGCCGCCGGUUGUCGCGGCGCAGCGCGGCAGCGGCUGGAAGCCGUUUAGUCCCGAGCUGUCGCGCGGUGGCCGGCCCGCCUUCUUCCUGCCGCUGCACAGGCCCGGCGAUCUCCCCAACAGCGGGUGGACGCUGGACCGCGAGGCCCGCAACUCGCCGGCGCCCUCCUUUGCGGGCGGGCGCGGCGGCUGCUGCCGCGGCCCUGGGCGCUAG